UCUUUUUUUUUUUUUUUUUUUUUUUUGUGGGAUGUUGAUUAAAAUCGCGUUCGAUUGGAAAUGUGGCGAAUUAAACGAUUGAUUCAAUGUUUCUCUAAGUUGUUGGUGACUGUUUGGUUUUUGAUUGUGAUAGAAGGCUUUGUAGGUUGACAACUGAGGCAGAUCUGUUGAUUGUAACUAUACCAUUUUUUUAGUUCUGCCAAUAGUCAAGACUAACAUUAAUAAAAUGAAGAAAAAAUGUAACAUUACCUUGUACUUGUACAACACAAGGAUUUUACAGUCAAAUGUUUUGUGAAUUUCUUAAUACAAAGACAGGCCUGGACAAAGGCUAUUGAGUUCACGCAGAAUUUAGUGUGUAAUUCAUGGAGCACGUGAACACAUGAUCUUUCCACAAAACUAGGUGUUUUAUGAACGUACUUUUUAGAAUUGAUCUAAUAUUACCUGUUGGCAUACAUGCUAUAAAAGGCUUAAUGGUGCACUUGGUUGAAAGCUGAAUUAUUUACCAAGAGGAACAAAGAUCAAUUCCCACUUAAUGCCUUUCUUUUCUCCUUUCUAUAGUAGUGCACCCUUGUUUUAGAAAUUCUUAAUCCGCCUUUGGGUCCGCGUGAACCCAUACCUUACAGGCUAGGUUCCGCGCCACUCAUCCUUAAUGCUACUACUAGUUCUUUUGUUUUUGUUGAUUUGUAAGCUACUCAGGGUUUGACAUGAGAUUUCUGUUCUUUAUUUGGAGUGCUGUUGUCAUCCUCCAACUUAUGUAGUCUCUUAUUGCUAUAGCUUUAAGAGAAUUAAAGUUUUCAUUGACUAAGAAGAUCUAUAUAGGAAAUACCAAUCAGUUGGGAGUAUGUUUUAGUCAUGUUAGUAUGCAUACAUUACGUCCUAUGAUUUCCAGGAGUCUUUUAGCCCUAUCAAAGAUUUUAUGUCAAUAGAAAUUAUGGAGAACUUUUCGUACUUUUUAUUUAAGAGAAACGUGGACUGGUCAGUAACACUUCAUAGCGCCGACCCAACUUGUUUAGGAUUGAGGCAUUGUGGUUGUUGUUGUUGUAAGAUUUUUUGUUGAAUGGAAAAAAAAUUAUAAAUAAAAAAAGAGUCUUCAUUGAUUGGAAAGAGUGGCUACUGUUGUUUUUGAGGAUGCAUUUUUCUUCCCUUUUCUAUUGUUGCUUUUACGGCUUAAUGGGUAUACAUAAGGCCUUACCUCUUUUUUUUGUAACUUAGGCUUUUAUUAACUUUUAGGUAUACCCUGCCUGCAGAGUCAUCUGAUUUUGCGAUUUAAUCUGGAAUGGCUAUGGAAACUACAGCUCUACCUUCUGCCCCUGCUGCACAAGUGAUUGGAAAUGCAUUUGUUGAGCAAUAUUACCAAAUUCAACACCACUCCCCAGAGUUAGUAUACAGAUUUUAUCUCGAUUCAAGUGUCUUAACUCGCCCAGAUUCUAAUGGUGUGAUGACAUCUGUGACAACAAUGAAAAGUAUCAAUGACAUGAUAUGCUCAUUAGGCUACAAGAACUACAAGGCAGAGAUAAAGAGUGCAGAUGCACAACAGUCCUACAAGGAUGGGGUGAUUGUAUUGGUAACUGGAUGCUUAACUGGAAAGGAUAACAUGAGAAAGCGAUUCACCCAGACGUUUUUCCUUGCUCCACAGGACAAAGGGUAUUUUGUUUUGAAUGAUGUUCUUAGGUAUGUAGAAGAAACUGAGACUGAUAAUAGUUCAAAAAUGGUUAAUGGAGUUGAGGAUGUACCGCCCGUGCCUUUGACGCCUGAUCCAGAACCAGUUCAUGUGCUUGAUCCUCCAAAUCACAGACAGCCUAGCUCUCAUGCAGAAGAAAUUCCAAUUGUUGAGGAAGUAGUCCAUGGUUCUUUGGAAGAUGAGAGACUAGUUGGUGAUGAAAGAGAGAUUGUGGUGGGUGCUGAAUCCCAUGUUAAUGAAAAACAUACUUCUGAGAAUGCAGAACCAGCUACUUCAGUUGCCCAAGAAGAUGCUCCUAAGAAAUCUUAUGCAUCGAUUGUAAGUUCUCAAACAAAGAAAGGGCCCACCAAAAUCUAUGUACCCGCUAAUUCAAGAAUGGCUCCUGCAAAAAAACAGCCAGUUAAUUCAGUAGCGCAAGCUGCUGCUCCUGAAUCAUCAGUUCCUACUGCCUCCGGUGGUAAUUUACCUGAAUCUGAAGGUGCUCCGUAUGGAGCUGACGGGCACUCCAUUUAUGUCCGCAAUUUGCCUUUAAAUGUUACUGUUGCUCAACUUGAGGUUGAAUUUAAGAGAUUUGGACCCAUUAAGCAAGGAGGCAUACAAGUUAGAAGUAAUAGGCAACAAGGAUUCUGCUUUGGGUUUGUUGAAUUUGAAGAUUCAAGCUCCAUGAACAGUGCGAUAAAGGCGUCACCUAUUACAGUUGGAGGUUUUCAAGCUGAUGUUGAGAUGAAAAGAACUACAACUAGAGUUGGUAGCGGGAGAGGCCGUUUCCCUCCAGGAAGAGGAGGGUACAGAAAUGACAAUUUCAGGGGCCGUGGAAACUUUACUGGAGGUCGGGGCUAUGGUAGAAACGACUUUGUUGGAGCGCGUGAGUUUUCAGGGCGUGGAAGGAGUCAGGGAGGACGAGGUGGUGAAGGUUACCAACAAGGAAGAGGGACAGGCAGGCGGAGAGGUGGCAUAAGUCAGAUUCCUGAUUCAGCAUAGUUUGGCUGAAGAAGCUUUAGUGGCAAAUUGUGGCUUAGUUUUUUGUUGCCAUUGUGCAGCAGCAGAUCAGUUUAGCUGUGCAGUGAUAGAAAUCUUAACCUUAUCUUCCUUCUAAUCUUUUCGGUUCCUGUAGGCCUUGUUUUUUUCAAGCUUAAGUAGGGAGCAUUUUUUUCUAACAGAUUUUUUGUGUAGGUAAUUUUAUGUUUCAUAGGGUAGAACAAUGUUACUUGAAGAAAUUUAAUGUUCUUUCUAACCACAAAGGAAAAGGUUUUUGUGUAUAA
This is a messenger RNA of Lycium barbarum (goji berry), 2943 nucleotides long. Its product is annotated as nuclear transport factor 2-like. Gene Ontology annotation, molecular function: mRNA binding. Gene Ontology annotation, cellular component: ribonucleoprotein complex; cytosol. The record is from RefSeq and is a predicted model, not a curated record. The transcript has 8 exons. Lineage: Eukaryota; Viridiplantae; Streptophyta; Magnoliopsida; Solanales; Solanaceae. Bases 1277 to 2662 code for a protein of 461 amino acids.